This is a messenger RNA of Entamoeba invadens IP1, 1128 nucleotides long. RefSeq lists its product as hypothetical. The record is from RefSeq and is a predicted model, not a curated record. Gene Ontology annotation, molecular function: nucleic acid binding. NCBI's taxonomy places the organism in Eukaryota, Evosea, Mastigamoebida, Endamoebidae. The transcript has a single exon. Bases 1 to 1128 code for a protein of 375 amino acids.
AUGGGAUUGACACUGUUUGAAUACGUUUUAGGAAUACCCGACGAAAAUUUCAGAGUGAAAGUGGAAGAAAAAGAUAUUAAAGAAUUUUACAAUGUUACUCUACAAAGAAUACUUGGUCUUCAUUCAGCAUUUGUUUUAAAUGAAGAUGAGAUGGGAACACAACCAUUCGCAGACAGAAAAGCCGUGAAAGUGUACAUCAACAAGGGAGAACAAAGAAUGCACGGAACACUUAAAAUUGGACUAAGCAGAGCGGGGAGAAGAACAACACUGAUAGGAUGCAUAGCGUUGAGUGGUGAUGUGUUGACUCCAGGAACUGUUGUGCCAAACAAAACAGUGAAUGUUGCAUUAUAUGACAACGGAUAUGACGACUCUUCGAUAAAAAUAUACAACACGAAGAAUGGCUUUAUAAGCACUGACAUAUUUUUGGCGUGGUUUCGAGAUGUCGUUCUAACUUACAUAAUCAAAAAACGCAAUGAACUUCUUCAAACAAUCGGUGACUUUAAUGAAAAAGCGGCUUUUAUCAUAGAUGGAUGCAGUUGUCACGUCAACGAAGACCUAAGAGUAAUAUGCGAAGAAAAUAACAUUGAGUUGAUCUUUCUUGUUCCUCACUCAAGCCAUAUGACGCAAAUUCUUGACGUGGGUGUCUUUGGUUCUUGUAAGAACCAACUAAGACGGUACUGUGAGUAUGUGACUCAAGUAGUCAAAGAUGAAGAUGACAUUGAAAAUAAAAGCACGGAAAAUGUAUUUGAGGAACAACUUAAUAUGGAGGAAGUGGUGGAGAAGGAAGAAUUAGAUGAAGUGGAAGGAGAAACGAUCACAAAGAAGGUAAGAGAGAAAAGAGGAAUUUGUCUUGUGAAUAGACUCAUCUCAAUGUUGUCUGCAUUUCAGGCGGCAACAAAUAGACAAAACGUUGUCUCUGCUUUUCGGCAAUGUGGUAUCACUUACAAGACAGACAUAAACUGUCCAUCAAAAAAAAGAGACAAUCGUUGUCCCACAAAAGGCGAGAAUUGUGUGUCGGGCAUAUCCAGGAAUUUUUGGGUCUCCGGUUGCAGAAGAGGAUGUAAACAAAUGUGUUUUGAUUCCAAUGGUGGAGCACAUAUCUCAUCCUGUGUUCGGACCAGAACGUAA